GUGGAGGCGGGGCUAACGCUGGCCAAACUCACUGGUUGGUUGGAUGACAUGAAGGAGACCACGGUGUCCAUCCAUGUGCCCCGCUUCAAGGUGGAGGACAGUUUCAGUCUGAAGCAGAAGCUGGAGGCCAUGGGACUGACAGACGUGUUCAGCGAACAGCAUGCCAGCCUACCAGGGAUCCUGGAGGACGGCAGUGACACUCUGUUCAUCUCCGAUGCCUUUCAUAAAGCCUUCUUAGAGGUGAAUGAGGAGGGCAGUGAGGCGGCCGGUGCCACCGGUGUCGUGGCCAUCGGACGCUCCAUCAACCUGGACCGGGAAGUGUUUGUGGCCGACCGCCCGUUCCUGCUGCUGAUCAGAGAGGCCACCAUCAACGCACUGCUGUUCACUGGACGAGUGGCGGACCCCUGCCCCGCCCCCCAGGACUGAC
Sphaeramia orbicularis (orbiculate cardinalfish) is the source of this 427-nucleotide messenger RNA. RefSeq names its product serpin peptidase inhibitor, clade C (antithrombin), member 1 (gene serpinc1). NCBI's taxonomy places the organism in Eukaryota, Metazoa, Chordata, Actinopteri, Kurtiformes, Apogonidae. The record is from RefSeq and is a predicted model, not a curated record. The annotation marks the transcript as partial. Gene Ontology annotation, molecular function: serine-type endopeptidase inhibitor activity. The transcript is spliced from 3 exons.